Messenger RNA from Daldinia caldariorum, 1643 nucleotides. Its product is annotated as kinase-like domain-containing protein. The record is from RefSeq and is a predicted model, not a curated record. The coding region runs from base 331 to 1461 and encodes 376 amino acids. The transcript is spliced from 3 exons. NCBI's taxonomy places the organism in Eukaryota, Fungi, Ascomycota, Sordariomycetes, Xylariales, Hypoxylaceae.
CUUGCUUUCUACGCUAUCGUCGCAUUAGACAGGUACCUAUUAAACUUGAGUCACUGGCCGAUGCAGCUUAGAUCCAAUCACAAUUUCAAAAAAUUAUCACGACCACCAGUCUUUUCAUUCGAGCCAUUAAAUACUAAUAUAAUGACAUGACAGGAAGUUUACUUAUUAAGAGCAACUAUCUCAAUUAUAUUAAUGUAAUCCGUCGUCUCUUGAAUAGCAUCUCAGACAAUGCUACCGCACAGUUGAUUAUAAUCGGUCAUCUAUUCCUACGAAAUCUUUGUCCUUAAUUUCCUUACUGACAAUCUCCAAUAAGCCGCCAUCUCUUUCAAUAUGACACCAGAGAGCCGCGAGGAGGUCACAUCCAAAGUCCUUGAGAGUCUAAAAGGAACACCUUACGAGGCUUCGUCACUAGAUAUACUCUCAGGGGGAACAGCUAACUUCAUAUACCGUGCAACAUUGGCACACCCACUUGCAGACGGUACGAAAGAUGUUGCCGUUAAGCACUCUGAAGACUAUAUUGCCUCUUCCCCUGACUUCAAAUUAACCCUUUCCCGUUGCCGUAUCGAAGAAGAAUGUCUCAAGGCACUAUCAGCCUUCUCUGUCGUCGGGAAGGCAGACGAAGACAAGUCAUACAAUUUUAUCGUCAGAACGCCCAAGUUCUAUCAUUUUGACGAGGGAAAUAAUACCCAAAUUCAGGAACUUCUAGGGGACGGCAUCGAUUUGAAAAUGCAUACCUUGGAGAUUCUGGAUGGAUCUGACCCAGAGGAGAUGGAAAAUCGAAGUCUUCAGCUUGGAAAGGCAUUGGGAAGAUGGCUCAAAGGAUUUCAUUCCUGGGCUGCCCAACAACAUGAGCUGCGAGUGACAGUUGCUGCAAACAAGGAACUGCAGGGAUUGAAGCACAUGAUCAACUUCUCGUGGCUUCUGGACCGAGCCAAACAAUUUACAAGCGUCCUUGGGGGUGCUGAAGAUGUCUUCAAAGAGGUUGGGAAGAUGGCUGCUGCGGAGCUAGAGGAUGACAGCCAGCUCCAGGUCAUCCAUGGAGACUUUUGGACGGGAAAUAUUCUUCUCCCCAAAGCCCCCAUCCAAAAGGGAGUAGACGUACCAAUAUUUGUAAUCGACUGGGAGAUGUCACAAAUAGGCAAACCUAGCCUCGACGUGGGUCAGAUGAUCGCAGAACUGUAUGAGCUAAAAAUAUACAAGGGUAAGGCUGCCGGUCUAUUUAUGACCCAGGGGUUUAUAGAGGGCUACGGGCCGGUAAGCGAAGACUUCGCGUUCCGUACGGCGAUUCAAGUCGGCGCUCAUCUGAUUUCGUUUGGAAUGUCCGUCCAGGGUUGGGGAUCAGUGGAGCAGGUAGAAGAAUGCGGACGCUUUGGAAGAGAUAUCAUAACUCAUGCGUGGGAAAAGGAUCGCCGGUGGUUCGAAGAGAGUGACCUCGCCUGUCUGUUUAGUACGACAGAAUGAACAGGUACGUACUACAUUUUCUAACGAGUAGAGCGAAACUAAGAAGGCAUAUAUUCAAAUCCUGACAAAUAUAAGAUUAAUUUCCCCCAAGAUUAUGCGCUACGUCUGAAGCAGCGACUUUGCGGUUAUCAGGGGCAAAAGCAUAGCAUGUAGAAACACGGACCCACGUGACUCGCGCAAAA